AUGGAAGAAGCCGAAAGAGUCAAAGUUGUCGUCAGAUGUCGGCCGAUUUCCGAAAACGAGCUGCGUCAAGGACACAAGAGUGCCGUAUCGUGUUCACACGAGGAACGAUCGGUGACGGUUUCGAAUCCAAAUGCACAGGAACCACCCCGAAGUUUCUACUUCGACGCAGUUUUCCCACCCAAUACGGACCAGGCUACGGUAUACAAUAUAGCCGCAAGACCCAUUAUUGAUAAUGUCCUUAAAGGAUAUAAUGGAACAAUUUUCGCGUACGGUCAGACAGGAACGGGAAAAACGUUCACGAUGGCGGGUGAUAUGGAAAAAGCCGAAUUGCGUGGAAUAAUUCCGAACUCUUUUGCGCAUAUUUUCGAUCAUAUUGCCAAGUGUCAACACGACACAACUUUCCUUGUACGCGUCUCCUAUUUGGAAAUAUACAAUGAAGAUAUUCGAGAUUUGCUUGCCAAAGAUGGAACGGGCACCAAUUUAGAAAUCAAAGAGAGAUCUGACAUUGGAGUCUAUGUAAGGAAUUUAUCUUCAGUGACUGUCGGAAGUGCAUCGCAAAUGCAAAAAAUUAUGGAGUUUGGCAAUAAAAAUCGAAAAGUCGGGGCAACUGCGAUGAAUAUUGAAUCAUCGAGGUCCCAUGCCAUGUUUACUGUAACAAUAGAAAGCUCAAAAGGUGGUCUUGUGACCCAGGGAAAAUUGCAAUUGGUCGAUUUGGCGGGUUCUGAAAGACAAAGCAAAACUGGGGCACAAGGGGAAAGGCUAAAGGAAGCUGCGAAGAUCAAUCUAUCACUUUCAACGCUAGGAAAUGUAAUAAGUAGUCUGGUCGAUGGAAAAUCAACGCACGUUCCUUAUAGAAAUUCAAAAUUAACCCGAUUACUGCAAGAUUCUCUUGGAGGAAACUCAAAAACUGUCAUGAUUGCUAAUAUUGGUCCAGCAACGUAUAAUUACGAUGAGACUUUAUCGACACUUCGAUAUGCGAAUCGAGCAAAGAAUAUCCAGAAUGUCGCGAGAAUUAAUGAGGAUCCGAAGGAUGCAAUGCUUCGAAAGUUUCAAAUGGAAAUUGAGCAGCUCCGAAAACAACUUGAAGAAGAAGAUCCGGACGACGAUGAGAAUAAUGAAGAAGCUUGGCAAUCGAAGAUGCGCGAUUUGGAAGAUGAUCUUGAAAAGAAGAGGCAGGCAUUGAGGGAUCGCGAAGGCACUGGAAGUGAUGAUGAAGAGACGAAAAAAUUAAUAAAAGAAAUGGAAGAAAGUGAAGCAGAAUUGAAAAACGCGCGAAAUGAACACGAAAAAUUGCGGGCAAAACUCAGCCAAAUGGAAUCGAAACUAAUUGUUGGUGGAGAGAAUUUAUUGGAAAAAGCCGAAGAGCAGGCAAAAUUGCUUGAAGAAAACAAUAAGGAACUCGAGAAGUCGCGAACGCAAGAAGAACGAUUGCGGGAUCAGCUACGCGAAAAAGAAGCGGCGAAAAUUGAAAUUGAGGAAAAAUAUUCGUCUUUGCAAGAAGAGAGCACGGCGAAAACAAGGAAAAUCCGACGAGCCAUUAAUGAGUUGAGCGAGGCUCGCGCUGAGCUCAAAGAUAUGGAAGAAGAGCAUCAGAGGCAGGUCGAAGCGAUGCUCGACGAUAUUCGACAGUUAAGAAAGGAACUUCUUCUAAAUAUGGCCAUAAUCGAUGAAUAUAUACCACCGGAAUAUGUGGAAAUAAUUGAAAAAUAUGUGAAUUGGAGCGAAGAACACGGGGAUUGGCAGCUAAAAGCAAUUGCAUAUACGGGUAAUAAUAUGAGGGAAUGUGCACCGCCGCCGCAGCGCGAAUUUUCGACCGAUAACCAAUCAAUUCCUUUGUUUUAUUCGUAUAAAACAGAUUUGGGAGCGACGAUGGAAAAUCGUGUGAGAGCGAAGAGCGGAAAAAGAGAACGCGAAGCGGCGAAACUCAAGCAGUUAUUGUCUUAA
This is a messenger RNA of Caenorhabditis bovis, 1944 nucleotides long. The record is from the annotation of a GenBank genome assembly. Lineage: Eukaryota; Metazoa; Nematoda; Chromadorea; Rhabditida; Rhabditidae.